CAGCUGCCUGGGCUUUUUGUGCGCUCGUGUGUGCGAGUGUGUGUGAGUGUGGAGGGGCGAGGUUCACAAACCGGUUGCUCUUGACGCUUCCAUUUCGUUUUCUCCAAGGCUGGAGAUCUUGGACGGAGGAAGCCCUGGAGGAGGAGGAGGAGCGGGGCAGCCGCAGCUGCUGCCCCGUCUCUGCCUCAUCCCCGUUUUCUCUAUCCAGCAAAAAAGGGAAGAGCCCCAGAAGCACAAGAUUUUCUCCUUCUUCACCCUGCCGGUGCAAAAAAGAAAGAAACAGAGAAUGAAUAACCCCAGGGCGCCGGCGGAUCAGGCAAGCUGAGCCUCGGGAGGGGAAGCCCUUCGUGCCUCCUACGAACAGCCACGGGCGAGACCUGAAAAGGGCCGUUGCGGGAAGUUGAGCCCUUCCUCCAAGGACUGAGCCUCGCCCUCACCUCCAUCGCUUGACGGCUCCCUCCCUUUUCCUUCUCCUCCUCCUUCUCUCCUUCCUUCUCGCCGAGCCUCGCCCCUGCGUGGCGGCGGCGGCGGCAGCAGCAGCAGCUGCUUAACCGCCUCCUCCUCCUUUUGCUGCCUUCAAGCUCCAGCCGCAGCCAGCCAACCUUCGCCAGGAUCGCAGCAGCAGCAGCAGCGGCGGCGGCAACCCAGUGAGCCUCGCUCCCUCCCUCCUCCUCUGGCGCUGGGAUGCGUCUUCCUCCUCGCGGCUCGGCUGCCAGCUUGGAGUGCUGCGACGCGCUUGGAGCACUAUGGCUCGCUUCGGAGACGACCUACCCAGCCGCUAUGGAGGUGGUGGCGGGGGUGGCGGCGGCGGCAGCGGCGGCGGGCCGGUGGUGGGCGGCGGAGGCCGCGGCAGUAGCCGCCAAGGACCCCCGGGCCAGCCCGGCCAGCGACCCCAGGUGUACAAACAAUCUAAGGCCCAGCGGGCCCGGACCAUGGCAAUUUACAACCCCAUCCCGGUCAAGCAGAACUGCUUCACAGUCAACCGCUCCCUCUUCAUCUUCAGCGAGGACAACGUGAUCCGCAAGUAUGCCAAGAGGAUCACGGAGUGGCCUCCUUUUGAAUAUAUGAUCUUGGCUACAAUCAUUGCUAAUUGCAUCGUCUUGGCCUUGGAGCAACACUUACCAGUUGAUGACAAGACGCCCAUGUCAGAGAGGCUGGAUGACACUGAGCCAUAUUUUAUUGGAAUAUUUUGCUUUGAAGCUGGUAUUAAGAUCAUCGCGCUGGGUUUUGCUUUCCACAAAGGCUCUUAUCUCCGAAAUGGCUGGAACGUGAUGGAUUUUGUUGUCGUCCUUACAGGGAUUCUGGCUACUGCUGGGGCUCAGUUUGACUUGCGGACGUUGAGAGCUGUCCGAGUGCUGAGGCCGCUGAAGCUUGUAUCAGGAAUCCCAAGUUUGCAGGUUGUUCUCAAGUCCAUCAUGAAGGCAAUGGUACCUCUCCUGCAGAUCGGGCUCCUCCUCUUCUUUGCCAUUGUGAUGUUUGCUAUCAUUGGGCUGGAGUUCUACAUGGGGAAGUUUCACAAAACCUGCUUCAACAAUGAAACAGGGGAGAGGCUGGGAGAUUUCCCCUGUGGAGAGGAGAGGCCUGCAAGGCAAUGUGAAGAAGGAGAAAUUUGCAAGCAGUACUGGGAGGGCCCCAACUUUGGAAUCACCAACUUCGACAACAUCCUCUUUGCUGUGCUCACUGUUUUCCAGUGUAUCACGAUGGAGGGUUGGACUGACAUUCUCUACAAUACUAACGACGCUGCAGGGAAUAUGUGGAACUGGCUUUACUUCAUCCCCCUCAUCAUCAUCGGCUCUUUCUUCAUGCUCAACUUGGUCCUUGGUGUCCUAUCAGGUGAGUUUGCCAAAGAACGAGAGAGAGUUGAGAACAGGAGGGCCUUCCUGAAGCUCCGGAGACAGCAGCAGAUUGAAAGAGAACUCAAUGGCUAUUUGGAGUGGAUCUUUAAGGCAGAGGAGGUGAUGUUAGCAGAAGAAGACAAGAACGCCGAAGAGAAGUCACCCCUUGAUGUGCUGAAAAGAGCCACAAUCAAGAAGAGCAAAAAUGACCUAAUCCAUGCUGAAGAAGGGGAGGACCACUUCACAGAUGUUUGUUCUGUUGGUUCACCAUUUGCCCGGGCCAGCCUGAAGAGCGGCAAGAAUGAGAGUUCCUCCUACUUCCGUAGGAAAGAGAAGAUGUUCCGGUUCUUCAUCCGGCGCAUGGUGAAAGCACAGAGCUUCUACUGGAUGGUUCUCUGUGUUGUGGCUCUCAACACCCUGUGCGUUGCCAUUGUGCAUUAUGACCAGCCAGAGGGGCUCACUACUGCUCUGUAUUUUGCAGAAUUUGUCUUCCUCGGCCUGUUCCUUACAGAGAUGUCUCUGAAGAUGUAUGGCCUGGGGCCAAGGAACUAUUUCCAUUCCUCAUUCAACUGCUUUGACUUUGGGGUGAUUGUGGGGAGCAUCUUCGAAGUCAUCUGGGCUGCAGUGAAGCCUGGGACCUCCUUUGGCAUCAGCGUGUUGAGGGCUCUCAGGCUGCUGAGGAUUUUCAAAGUUACCAAGUACUGGAACUCCUUGAGGAACCUGGUGGUCUCCUUGCUGAAUUCAAUGAAGUCCAUCAUCAGCUUGCUGUUCCUCCUCUUCCUCUUCAUUGUUGUGUUUGCUUUGCUGGGGAUGCAGCUUUUUGGAGGACAGUUUCAUUUUAGUGACGAAACACCAACCACAAACUUUGAUACUUUCCCCACUGCUAUUCUAACUGUGUUUCAGAUUCUGACUGGAGAAGACUGGAAUGCGGUGAUGUACCAGGGGAUAGAAUCUCAAGGGGGCGUCCACUCAGGAAUGUUCUCAUCCAUCUACUUCAUUGUCUUGACACUGUUCGGUAACUACACGCUCCUGAACGUCUUCUUGGCCAUUGCUGUGGACAACCUUGCCAAUGCACAGGAAUUGACCAAGGAUGAAGAGGAGAUGGAAGAGGCCACCAAUCAGAAACUUGCCCUGCAGAAGGCCAAGGAAGUAGCUGAUGUUAGUCCCCUGUCAGCCGCUAACAUUUCCAUAGCAGCCAAGCAGCAGAAUGCCUCCAAGUCCAAAUCCGUGUGGGAGCAGAGAACCAGCCAGAUCCGAAUGCACAACUUCCGGACGAGCUGCGAAGCCCUGUACAACGAGCUGGACCCAGAAGAUCGAGUUCGUUAUGCUACCAACCUUCACAUCCGCCCAGAUAUGAAAACUCACUUGGACCGCCCCCUAGUGGUUGAGCCAAGGAGUGACAGCCGCAACAACAACAUCAACAAGCUGAGUCCCGUUGAUGUGCAAGAGGUCACGGAGGAAGUGAAGCCCCCACCAGCUGUGAGCACUGAGGGGCAGCGGAAGCAUCACCGACAUCGAGAUAAGGACAAGGGGGGAGAACAGGAGAAGAGCAAUGUGCCGAAGGAUGAGAAUGGAGAAUCUGGCCCAAACCAUAAAGAGGAGCGUCAUCGAACACACAGGAGCCGCAGUAAAGAGGGCGAGAGGAGUGGGAAGGAAGGGAAAAGUGAGCGCAGCCGGGGCCAGGAAGGAGGUAGGAGGCAUCACCGCCGUGGGUCAGUGGAGGAAGGAGCCGAGAGAGAGCACAGACGCCAUCGGGGUCACCGGCACUCAGCCGAGCGGCAAGCAAAAGAAGGCAAUGGAACCAUCAACGGAGCCAAGACGGAGCGUCGUUCACGUCACCGGGGUGGGUCCAGGCCUGGGAACCGGGAAGGUGACCCUGGCUCGAAAGGGGAAGGAGGGGAAGAACCCCACAGACGGCACAAGAUGCGACACAAGGCCCUGUCCACGUAUGAUUCAGUGGACAAGCCGAAUGGGGAAAAGGAGGGAGAGGCAGGAGAGAAGGAGCUGAGGAAUCACCAGCCAAGGGAAGGUCAGUGUGACACAGAGGCCAGUGGGAGUGUGACUGUUGCCCCUCUGCACACCUUGCCUAGCACUUGUCUGCAGAGGGUGCUUGAGCAGCCAGAAGAUGCUGACAAUCAGAAGAACGUCACUCGCAUGGGUCAGCCAUCUCUGGACAAAUCUGCAACUGUGAACAUUCCUGUCACUGUCACGGCACCUCCUGGGGAAGCCGCCAUCAUACCAAUGAACAACAUUGAAUUUGAAACUAAAAUAGAAGAGAAGAAAGACAUGGAUGUGGAUGAUGACUUUACAGAGAAGGGACCAAAACCUAUCCUGCCAUAUAGCUCCAUGUUCAUCUUAAGUCCUACAAACCCAAUCCGGCGACUGUGCCAUUACAUUGUGAACAUGCGUUACUUUGAAAUGGUCAUCCUCAUCGUCAUAGCCCUCAGCAGUAUUGCCCUGGCAGCGGAAGACCCCGUCCAAGCUGAGUCACCAAGGAAUGAGGCUCUCAAGUACCUGGAUUACAUAUUUACAGGUGUCUUUACAUUUGAGAUGGUGAUAAAGAUGAUUGACUUGGGCCUAAUACUUCAUCCUGGUGCCUAUUUUCGUGACCUCUGGAACAUCCUGGAUUUUAUUGUGGUCAGUGGGGCUCUGGUGGCUUUCGCCUUUUCAGGGAACAAAGGCAAAGAUAUAAACACCAUCAAGUCCCUGAGAGUUCUGAGAGUUCUUCGGCCUCUGAAGACCAUCAAACGUUUGCCAAAGCUGAAGGCAGUCUUUGACUGCGUGGUGAAUUCUCUGAAGAAUGUCCUCAACAUCCUCAUUGUCUACAUGCUCUUCAUGUUCAUCUUUGCAGUCAUAGCGGUGCAGCUUUUCAAAGGGCGAUUCUUCUACUGCACGGACGAGUCCAAGGAGCUGGAAAAAGACUGCAGGGGCCAGUAUCUCGAUUAUGCAAAAGAUGAUGUGCAAGCUCAGCCCAGGCAAUGGAAGAAAUACGAAUUCCACUAUGACAAUGUCCUCUGGGCUCUGUUGACACUCUUCACUGUUUCCACAGGAGAGGGGUGGCCAACUGUUUUAAAGCAUUCUGUUGAUGCAACGUAUGAGAACCAAGGCCCAAGUCCUGGGUACCGGAUGGAGAUGUCCAUCUUCUAUGUGGUGUAUUUUGUCGUCUUCCCCUUUUUCUUCGUGAACAUCUUUGUGGCUUUGAUCAUCAUCACCUUCCAGGAGCAGGGUGACAAAGUGAUGUCUGAAUGCAGCCUUGAGAAAAAUGAGAGGGCCUGUAUAGACUUUGCCAUAAGUGCCAAACCCCUGACCCGCUACAUGCCUCAAAACAAGCAGUCGUUCCAGUACAAGAUGUGGAAGUUUGUGGUGUCUCCUCCUUUCGAGUAUUUCAUUAUGGUCAUGAUCGCACUCAACACCAUCGUGCUGAUGAUGAAGUUCUAUGGUGCCCCACAGCCAUAUGAAGAUAUGCUGAAAUGCCUCAACAUUGUGUUUACAUCCAUGUUUUCUCUGGAGUGUGUGCUGAAGAUCAUUGCCUUUGGCGCCCUGAAUUAUUUUCGUGAUGCCUGGAACAUCUUUGAUUUUGUCACAGUCUUGGGAAGUAUUACUGAUAUUUUAGUAACAGAGAUUGCGGACACGGACAAUUUCAUCAACCUCAGCUUCCUCCGCCUAUUUCGGGCUGCCAGGCUCAUCAAGCUUCUUCGCCAGGGCUACACCAUCCGGAUCCUCCUCUGGACCUUUGUCCAGUCUUUCAAGGCAUUGCCUUAUGUGUGUCUUCUCAUUGCCAUGCUCUUCUUCAUCUAUGCCAUUAUUGGCAUGCAGGUCUUUGGAAACAUUGCACUGAAUGACGACUCUGCCAUCAAUCGACACAACAAUUUCCAAACGUUUUUGCAAGCCCUGAUGCUGCUUUUCCGGAGCGCCACUGGGGAAGCUUGGCAUGAAAUCAUGCUUGCAUGUCUCAGCAACCAAGCCUGCGAUAAGCUCUCCAACCUUGGCAAAAAUGAGUGCGGCAGUGACUUUGCCUACUUUUACUUUGUCUCCUUCAUCUUCCUCUGCUCCUUUCUGAUGUUGAACCUGUUUGUGGCUGUAAUUAUGGACAACUUUGAGUACUUGACACGAGACUCUUCCAUCCUAGGACCCCACCAUCUUGAUGAGUUUAUCCGCGUCUGGGCUGAGUACGACCCUGCAGCCUGUGGGCGUAUCAGUUACACGGACAUGUAUGAGAUGCUGAGACACAUGUCCCCACCACUUGGACUGGGAAAGAAAUGCCCAGCUCGCGUUGCCUAUAAGCGCUUGGUAAGGAUGAAUAUGCCAAUCUCAAAUGAUGACUUGAGCGUCCACUUCACAUCUACGCUGAUGGCCUUGAUCCGCACUGCCCUGGAAAUCAAACUUGCAUCAGCAGGGACCGAGCAACGGGAAUGUGACAUCGAGCUGAGGAAGGAGAUCUCGCUAGUUUGGCCCAAUCUUUCACCAAAGACCUUGGAUCUGCUAGUACCACCUCAUAAACCUGAAGCCAUGACAGUGGGGAAAGUCUAUGCAGCCUUGAUGAUAUUUGACUUCUACAAACAGAACAAGAACACUCGAGAUCCUGCCCAUCCAGCGCCUGGAGGUCUUUGCCAGACUGGAACCGUGUCCCUUUUCCACCCGUUGAAAGCAGCGCUUGAACAAAGCCAGCCUUCAGUAUUCCCCAAUGCUUUCCUGCGCCAAAAGAGCUCCGCUUCUCUCAACAAUGGAGGUGCCUUACCAACGCCAGAGGGAGGAGGAAUCAAGGAGUCUGUUUCAUGGGGGACUCAACGGACUCAGGAUGUGUUUUACGAAACGAGGACACCAGCAUUUGAGCGUGGCCAUUCAGAAGAAAUUCCCACUGAGCAGACAAGCAAACAGGUAGUAGAAAUGCGAGAGAUCAGUCCAACAAUGGCCAAUGGUGAGCACCAGCCUGGCCUGGAGAGCCAGGGGCGAGCUGCCUCCAUGCCCCGCCUGGCAGCAGAAACUCAGCCCAUCCCAGACACAAGCCCCAUGAAGCGUUCCAUCUCCACACUGAACCCACAGCGUCCCCAUGCCACACACCUCUAUGAGCAUUCCCGGCCAGUGGAGCACACCCACCACCACCACCAUCACCGCUGCCACAGGCGGAAAGAGAGGAAACAGAAGUCUGUCGACAAACCACCAAGCCACCUGGCUGAUGGUGAUGCUGCAGGUGAAGCAACAUCCAAAACCAAAAAGCAGGAGAGGGGCCGGUCCCAGGAGCGGAAACUUCACUCCUCUUCAUCCUCUGAAAAGCAGCGCUUUUACUCCUGCGACCGAUAUGGGAGCAGAGACCACUCACAGCCCAAGUUAUCAGAGCGCAGUCGGCCAACAUCGCCCAAUGGAGGGCAAGAGCAUGGAACACAGAAACAGGGCAGUGGUUCAGUUAAUGAGAGCCCCUUGCUGUCAACUUCGGGUGCAAGCACCCCGUCCCGUGGCCGGAGGCAACUGCCGCAAACCCCACUGACCCCGCGCCCCAGCAUCACGUACAAGACUGCCAACUCGUCGCCUGUGCACUUCUCCAGUUUCCAGACUGGCCUGCCAACUUUCUCCCCGGGACGCUUGAGCCGGGGUCUCUCUGAGCACAACGCUUUGCUGCAUGGUGACUCCCAGGGCCCUUCGCAGCCCCUGAUGGCCCGGAUUGGCUCAGACCCUUACCUGGGGCACCGGGAAGACAGUGACAGUCCGUACCAUGCUGUGCCUGAGGACACACUCACUUUUGAGGAGGCUGUGGCCACCAAUUCAGGACGGUCAUCCCGGACUUCUUACGUCUCCUCCCUGACGUCCCAGUCCCACCAAAUCCGUAGAGUCCCCAAUGGAUACCAUUAUACACUGGGCCUCAGUUCCGGCCUUGGGACAAGCACCAGAGCACGUAGCUAUUACCAUGAACGAGAUGAAGACGACUGGUGCUAGCAGGAAAAAAAGCCGGAGUUCUUGCACACGAAACUGAUGAAUAUUAUACAUAAAGCUCUGUGUUUAUGUGUGCACACAUACGUUCAGCCCCACAGCUUCAGGGCUGAAGGGAUAAAGAGGAGGGAAGAAGUGCCUCCUCAUGGAACCCCCCCCCCCAUGAAGAAGACUUGUCUCUGUGCAUGCGCACAAUGCUGUCAAGAGACGACGCCUCUCUCUCAUACUGAAACCUGUCUGUCCUUUAGUGCUAGAAGGCCCUGGAUCAGUAGGAAUUGCUGUUCUUUGGAAGGACAGGGCAAGGGAGAUCUUGCUCCUCUCUUGUUGCAUUGCAGUUAACACCACCCUCUCCUUUCUCAACAAUAAAACUGUAAGAUAAGCAAAAGACCCGGAGAGAAAACAAAAAAAAACUGUUGAACUUUCUGGGACUGGAGCAUCAUGCAGUUUUGGAUAGAAAGAGGGGAAGGAAGGGACAGUCACAGUUACAAACAGAACCUAUCAUUUCUCUUGUCCACACUUUAAGAGGCAAAAAUCACCCAUGACGGCAUUGGACUCGACAUUUGGCAAGACAAAACCUUUUCAAGGGAGCCAGCAAUGGGGCCUUUCGGCUGACAGAAGCCGCCAUGCUGCCGUCUGUGACUACUUUGAUUGGUUUGACUUCCCAUUGACUUUUUGGAAAGCAUUCCCUUCACUUGGGAGAGGAGAGCUGUUUGGCAGGCAAGGAUGGCUCCCAGCCUGCUGCUGCUCCUACUGUUGACAACUUAAAAAUCAGUUCCUCUGUUUUGGAUGUGAUAUGCCCCCUUUCAUAAUUUUGUCUUGUUUACAAUCAAAGCACGAGAGUGAGAGUGAGUGAGAGAGAGAGAGUGAGAGAGAGAGAGAGAGAGAGAGAGAGAGAGAGAAGGGUGGGGUCUGGCAAAAGAAAAUGUGUCAUUUGGUUUUAUAUUGAGCUGUUAGAUAAACUAACUUUUCAUUGUGUGCAUUUUUUUUUGUAAAUUGUACAGUAAAAGAAGAAGAAACAAACAAACAAGCAAACAAAACCAAGAGUCCUUCACUGUAGAGAACUAGUCCUAUUGUCAUUCCAGCUCCACUGUUGUUUCAUACUGAAGGCGCCAAUUCUUCACUACUAAGUGCCUGAUCUUAGGAAUCUCUCAUGGUGAAGACGCAAUCUCUUGUUUCCGAUGCAUCAGGAGGAUGCGUGUGGUGGAGCGGGGUGACCCACAAGGAGGGUUUGGAAGGCUUCAAGUAUUGACCAGUGCUGAGUCAAUAUUUCCACAUAGAUUGGAAGGCGGCCAAGUACAAAAUUCUGUGUGUGCUUUUUUCAGAUCUUGUUGUGUGUGGGGGUGCAGGGAUAUUAGAGAGAUUUCAACAAGCAUCUAGCAACAGGGGCAAAUGUUCUUCUGCCAAAAGCAGGACCCUACUGCUCUACACAUCUAAGUCUUAACUUGGUUACAGAAGCUCUGGUUGCUCUUCAUGGCACAUUGUUGGGUGUUGAAGACAAUUGAAGAGACUUGUGAUUAUUGUCCUUUUUUGUGGUGGUUUGAGGGGUGGGGGGAUAAAACAAGAAAGCCCCGAGGGAAAACCCUAAUUCUGAUUCUCAGGGAUGAGAUUUCUGCUCUUUUUGUCUCUGUGUGUGUGUGUUUCUGUGCAUCAGGUGCUUGUUUCCGUGUGUGCGUGUGCUUGAGCACUUUCAUGAAAAGCUAAAACAUUGUUAUUCAAAAAACAAACAAACAAAAAUAAAACACCUGCACAUAACAAAGCUGAAAGACCCAGCCCAACCUGAGGAGGGCAACAUUCUAUGUUUUGAGAGUGAGCAGAGGAGAGAGGCAGUGAUAAGGAAAGAGACUUGCAGGGAAAAGUGACCCCAUCACAAGCAAGACAAGAAGCUGUCAUAUACAAGUACAUUUAGAUUAGUCAUGGGACAGCUCUCUGGUGUUCCAGGCGGGAGGGAAGUGUCUCUCCCCGUCCUACCUGGAGAUGACAGGGAUUGAACCAGGACCGACUUAGGCACAGCCUCUUUCUGCACCUUAAAACUAUCAUGUGCUUCAUACAGGCACAAUUGUGUGGCCGACAUUGUCUGUGGCUCCUUGCCAGGGUUUAACACUUUGGGAGCAAAUCCAGGUUUGUCCCCCUUAAUGUCUGAAAUAACUCUGAGGGAGGAAAGUGGGGCAAAAUCCUCUCAGGGCUGAACUACAUAGGACAUUAAAAUGUGCCUUUGUUUAACCCUUGCCUCCGUAUUGGGAGGAGAUUCCCCCUGUCCUGCCAUUUAGCACCUUUGGAGAAGGAGGAGUGGAAUUUCUUUCGGCUGUGAUCAUGGUGAUUUUCAAACCAAACCUUGACAUUAUUUGCAUAUAUUUUUUUAAAAAAAAAUCACUUGCAGGAGUUAAAUGUUAAAUGCAAAUGCACAUUUAAAUACAUAUGCUAAGCUGCACAUUACAUGUUAUUGAGUGCAGGGGGGUGGUAGUCAACACGAUGGCCUAGAUAUGUUGUGAACUCCCAUCAGCCCCAGCCAGCAUGGCCAGUGGUCAGGACUGGUGGGAGUUGUUCUCCUUUAAGAUGCGAUGGCUGCCACAUUGACGUUGCUGCAUAAAGAGCAAAGCCACUUUUGCAGGGCGGGCGGGCAGAGAAGCAGCUGGAGAGAGGAGAAAGUGGAUAUUUAACUCUUUCUCUGUGUUCUCUGAAAUGCUACAGCUCUAAGGAAAGGGGAGUUUGAAUUGGGUCCCUUCCCGUUUCUCCCAUCUUGCCACAUCUCUGCUCUAAAUCUCCCCGCUCCUUAAAAACUGUUGCCAGGGCUUUCUUAUCCAGCUUUCUCAGAUUGGGCUAAAAAGUGCUUUCCCCAAGGGAAAGCAGCAGGACAAAGGAAGUGUGGCUAAGCCCUGGGUUUACACAAAUGACAUUUCCAAGUAGGGUGAAUGUCAGUUUCCUCUCACUGUCCUAGGGUAUAUGAUCAGUCAUGUGACAAAGGGAUAGACAACCUGUGGAUAAAACUUAUUACUGCAGUUUUCUUGAUCUUGGGCAGCUCCAGGAAAGUGAGCCCUGUGGUCAUGAAAGCUGCAGAGGUAUCCGUGCAUCUUUGCUUCAUUCAGUAUCAUGGACUAAAAUAAAAGUAGGCCAAUAUGUCUUACUGAUGUUGAAUUCCAAACGCCCAUCACCCAAGGGCAUUGCUUGUUCUGGCUGGGACGAUGAACUCCAACUAAGCUCUACUCGGUGUAAGCCCAUUGAAGUUAAUGAGCCUAAGCUGUGCCCAUCCAUUUCAGCGGGUGUACUUGUGAGUAGGACCAGCACUCAACAAUGCCUGGAGGGCACCCAGGAGUCCACCCUUGGACUGAAAUGUCCCUGUGAACUCUACAUGGGACACAUUUCCCUAUGAUUUCUGUACCUUGAGGCAGCUGGGGAGGCUGGUUUGGGGGAGGAAGUUGAAAAGAGAUGUGGGAAGAGGCUGCCCUCCUCCCUCAGAUGGGUUUGUUUCCUUCAUUUGUAACCAAUGUCUGUUUCUGAAGCAAAUGAUUUCAGAUCCACAUGGUUGCAAAUGAGUCUUUCCAUAGUUUUGCCUCUUCCCUGGGAAGUUCCUUAGGAGACUACCUUGUGUGGUUGCUCAGUUCUCCCCUCUGCUUCCUGGUUUGUGUUAAAAAUAAUGGACUGGAUCAAAAGGGUCCCUUCUGUUAAUGGAAAUGAAUCUUUCUCUCAUACAAGCAGCCCCUCCAUUUGAAGGAUCUCACGAAUCUUUGGAUCUUAACCACAGUGCCUCUUAGUCCACUGUGCUGGAGAGGUUUUUCUUGUCAGAAAGAGCAAGUAAAAUAUGAUCUGUUUUUGAAGGCAUUCCCUUUUUAAUCUCUACGAACUGAUGCAUUAUAUUGUCACUAGGUGCUGCUACAAGUGCAGUUAAGUGCAGUUACUCAGAAGCAGGAGAACUGCAAGAGAAAUCAGAGGAAAAUACCAAAUUUUGCUAGAGAAAGCUGGUUUUGUUUUUAAAUUGUCCCAACCUUAUUUGAGCAUCCUGCUGUUAUCUACUCAUGCCUGCAUGUUAAGAAACCCAUUUGACUCAACUUAUAAUCAGAUUUUUAAUAUCACACUCAAGUAUUGAGCACCGCUAACACCAUAGCCUUUCGGGGGCCUAUCUAGUUAUAAAUUGAGUCAAAGGUGUUUCUUAACAUGCAGGCAUGAGUGAGGACAAUGCUAUUUACAACAUUAUUCUCUUUAAAAAGAGCAUCUUCCAAGUUCAAAGCUAUUCUCAACUAUUUCAUAAAAGAGGAAGCCGCCACCAUUUAAAUAGGAGGCAGUUAUCCCAAACCAUUACUGGAACAAUGUUUCAACCACUACAUUUU
Messenger RNA from Podarcis muralis (Common wall lizard), 12082 nucleotides. NCBI's taxonomy places the organism in Eukaryota, Metazoa, Chordata, Lepidosauria, Squamata, Lacertidae. The record is from RefSeq and is a predicted model, not a curated record.